AUGGCGAUGGAGCUGCAAUCGUUGCCUGGAGAAGGUGGAUCAAGUAACGAAGAAGGAAAAUGGGGUGAAGAGGAAAUUGAAAUGCUAAGGCAAGCAAUCCUGAGGUUUGGCAAUGAUUUGCAGAAAAUAAGUACACAAGUUAAAACAAAAUCCGUUACCCAAAUAAGAGCAGCUCUCAAGCAGAAAGCCAUGCAACAAAAAGUUGGCCUAGGCAAAAGUGGAACAGCUGGCUUGGAACAAGGCCUGAUUCAAGAUUCCUCCCAGACUCCAAUUAAAGCUGGUUUUGAUGAUCAAGGUCGAAUUGGCUCUAAGAGACUAAGGCUGGAUGAUAGCAGCUCUGUUAUGGUUUCCAAUUCACAGGAUAAUUUAUUGCUGGGAAGCUCAACAUUUGUAAAUAAUUCAUCAAUGAUUGGAUCUGCUUUAGAUAAACUGAAAUAUGAAUCAAAAGAUUCUCAUUCAGAAAUCGAUAUUGAGGGCUAA
Rhopilema esculentum is the source of this 480-nucleotide messenger RNA. RefSeq lists its product as uncharacterized. NCBI's taxonomy places the organism in Eukaryota, Metazoa, Cnidaria, Scyphozoa, Rhizostomeae, Rhizostomatidae. The record is from RefSeq and is a predicted model, not a curated record. Gene Ontology annotation, cellular component: NURF complex; MLL1 complex.